This is a messenger RNA of Phaedon cochleariae (mustard beetle), 1938 nucleotides long. The record is from the annotation of a GenBank genome assembly. Lineage: Eukaryota; Metazoa; Arthropoda; Insecta; Coleoptera; Chrysomelidae.
GUUUUGAUCUUUUUGUAGUUUUUGUUGAUAUUGAAAACGGCGAAUUAUCAAGAAGAAAUAUUUUUUAAGAUUUCAUAAAUACUACUACUAUUACUAAAGUAUUAUGAGUGUGGACGUUUUAAAAAGAUCCCCCAUGAAAACCAAGGAAAUAGAAAAUGGUGCGGAGCCAUCAGCUCCAAUCACUAAAAAGGGAAUACUCACAUCAUUCCAGACUGGCAAAACAAUGAAUAUCCCAGAAGCUGAUGUUCUGGGACGUUGUAGGUUUGUUUCUGAAUUUGAGAAGCUAAACAGAAUCGGUGAAGGAACAUAUGGCAUUGUUUAUAGAGCAAAAGAUACUGUUUCAGAGAAAAUAGUAGCUUUGAAAAAAGUUCGAAUGGACUUGGAAAGAGAUGGUAUACCAGUAAGCAGCUUACGUGAAAUCCAAGUAUUAUUAAAUUGCAGACAUGAAAAUAUAGUGCACUUGAAAGAGGUUGUUGUUGGAAGAAGUUUAGAAAGUAUUUUUCUGUCCAUGGAAUAUUGUGAACAAGAUUUGGCUUCAUUGCUAGACAACAUGCAGGCACCUUUCACUGAGUCACAAGUGAAAUGUAUAAUGCUCCAAGUAUUGAGAGGACUGAGGUACCUGCAUCACAACUUUGUUGUCCACAGAGAUCUCAAAGUAUCCAAUCUACUGAUGACUGACAAAGGAUGUGUCAAAAUAGCUGAUUUUGGUUUGGCUAGAUGGUUUGGAGUCCCUCUCAAACCAAUGACUCCACAUGUAGUGACCUUAUGGUAUAGGGCUCCAGAACUGCUCCUGCAGGCUCCUACUCAAACUACCAGUGUUGAUAUGUGGGCUGCUGGGUGCAUUUUGGGGGAGCUAUUGGGGCACAAGCCUCUUCUACCUGGAAGAUCAGAAAUUCAACAGCUUGAACUCAUUGUAGAUCUGUUAGGUACACCAUCUGAUGCGAUUUGGCCAGGUUUCAGCGAACUUCCCGCCUUGCAAAACUACACGUUGAAACAGCAGCCCUACAACAAUCUGAAACAGCGUUUCCCUUGGCUGUCGGCCGCAGGGCUCCGUCUCUUGAAUUUCCUGUUCAUGUAUGAUCCCCGCAAGAGGGCCACCGCCGAGGAAUGUCUGCAGAGCAGCUACUUCAAAGAACCACCUCAGCCAUGUGAUCCGAAAUUGAUGCCGACCUUCCCUCAUCACAGAAACAUUAAGGGGCCCAAACCGACUGUACCAGAGCCCACAAAUACAGGGGCCGGUGACCAGACGAAUAACUUGCCCGCAAUUUCGGAUUUGUUGGGAUCGAUAGUGAAGAAGAGGAGGAUUGAGUGAUGAUUUUCGAAGAGGAAAAUGAUUCAUACUAAUCAUUGACAUUCAUAAUAAUUUUUAUAGUCUUAGAUUUUUUGAUGUGGUAUUACUGUAAGAGUUUUGUGAUAUUCACGAAAGAAUAAGAAAAUAAAUUGAAACAUUUCCAGUUGGAUAAGAUCCUCUAGAUAAAGGAUAUAUCCGGAUCUUGUGAUUUCUGGAUUGAGUCAUAAACCCGUGGUCCAAAGAUGAAGUAUUGAAUACUCCUCAAUCCCUACUAAUAUUAUAAAUGUGAAUGUAUAAACAGGUAUAAGUUUGUUUGUCAUGUUUUCACGCCAAAAUUACUCAACUGGUUAUCAUGAAACUUUGUAUACAUAUUUUUGAAUGUAUUAGAAAAGGCAUAGGAUUCUCUAUCAAGCUUUUCAUAAAAAAAUACAUCAGGUGAAAAAUCUCUGACAUGAUUGUUGGACACGAAAUAUACAACAAUCAGACAUGAAACUCUAUACGUCGGUACCUUAGAUAUUAAUUAUUAGAAUGCGUCUUCUGGGACUCCUAUGUCUUGAAGUAUUUAGAUGAAAUGAAAAUGACAUAUCUAACCUAACAUCAGGUGGGCACUUCGAAGGCGCAAAUUCAUUACUGCAUGGAAGGUGUCC